AUGGAAAAUAUAACAUAUUUUUCCUUUAUGUUGUUUAAAAAUCUUGGGCAUUUAAGAUAUGCUUUGUUCAAUUUGGGGUUUCUUUUAUACUGUGUGAUCAUAAUCCUAAAUGUCCUUAUUAUUUUUGCAAUAUGUCUGGAAAGGACAUUACACCAGCCCAUGUACAUUCUGAUUUCAUGUUUGUCCAUUAACUCUUUGUAUGGUACAGCUGCCUUUUUUCCAAGGGUGUUGUCAGAUUUGCUGUCUGAUACACACACUAUCUCCCCUGAAGCAUGUCUCAUCCAGAGUUUUGUCCUUUUCUCAUAUGUAACAAAUGAGUUUGCAACAUUAAUGUUAAUGGCAUUUGACAGAUUUGUUGCAAUCAGUAAACCUUUACAAUACCAUAACAUAAUUACUUUAAGGGUACUAACUGUUUUAAUUUUUAUACACUGGAUUUUUCCAAUGCUUUGUCUUGCUAUCUCAGGUAUUUUAACUGCCAGAUUGACAAUGUGUGGUAACAAACUGUGGAAGGUGUACUGUCACAAUUUUGAAAUUGUUAAACUCUCUUGUACAAACGGUUUAAUUCUUAAUGUUUGGGGUUUCUUUAUGUUGAUUAUAUUUGUUGUUAUGCCAUUAUGUUUAAUAUUAUAUUCUUAUGUUAAAAUUCUUAUCAUUUGUCAAAGAAGCUCAUCACAGUUCAGAAGCAAAGCUUAUCAAACUUGUAUUCCACACAUAGUGGUUCUUUUAAAUUUCUCAAUUGGCAUUAUUUCUGAAGUCACAUUAAGUCGGCUUGUGAAUUUAGAAAUGCCAACAGGGCUGUCAGUCAUUAUUUCACUGGAGUUUCUUGUUGUACCCCCGAUUCUUAACCCUCUUGUUUAUGCUUUAAACUUCACUGAUAUUCGAAAAAAAAUGAUUCGCUUCAUAAAGGCAUCCAGGUAGAUGUGCUGAUGUGAUCCAAAAAUAAAUUAAAGGUUACACAGAAUGUUACAGAUUCAUUAAAUGGAUUGUAAUCCUUGCAAAUUAAAAGUUUCACUUAACCCCUUACACUCCCUGACAAAAGUCUUG
This is a messenger RNA of Misgurnus anguillicaudatus (oriental weatherfish), 1044 nucleotides long. Its product is annotated as olfactory receptor 6N1-like. Lineage: Eukaryota; Metazoa; Chordata; Actinopteri; Cypriniformes; Cobitidae. Gene Ontology annotation, molecular function: G protein-coupled receptor activity; olfactory receptor activity; odorant binding. Gene Ontology annotation, biological process: detection of chemical stimulus involved in sensory perception of smell; G protein-coupled receptor signaling pathway. Gene Ontology annotation, cellular component: membrane. The record is from RefSeq and is a predicted model, not a curated record.